GAACUACUUCCGUUAAAAAAAAACCAAUCAAAUCUUUGUGAAAACCAAACAAAAACCACACCUCAGAUUGUAAGAAAGUAACAGACUUAACGUAAAUAAGUGCACACGAGUCAGACAAACUCCUUCAGAACUGCUUUUGUAAUUGUUUAUGAGCAUCACCAUGCGUCAAAAAGAUCUGCGCCCAGCCCCCGCUCUAAUUGAGUACAAGGGCAUGAAGUUCCUAAUCACCGAUCGACCAUCAGACAUAACAAUUAACCAUUACAUUACGGAGCUGAAAAAGAACAAUGUCAACACUGUGGUGCGCGUAUGCGAGCCGAGUUAUAAUACCGACGAGCUCGAGACACAAGGCAUUACCGUCAAGGACCUGGCCUUUGAGGACGGCACCUUCCCGCCUCAACAAGUCGUUGACGAGUGGUUUGAGGUCUUAAAGGAUAAAUAUCAACAAAAUCCCGAGGCUUGCGUCGCCGUUCAUUGUGUAGCUGGUCUGGGACGGGCUCCUGUUCUGGUUGCCUUGGCACUGAUUGAAUUGGGCUUAAAAUACGAGGCAGCUGUGGAAAUGAUUAGAGAUAAACGACGUGGGGCCAUCAAUGCCAAGCAGCUAUCCUUUUUGGAGAAAUACAAGCCAAAGGCGCGACUAAAGCACAAAAAUGGCCAUAAGAAUUCAUGUUGUGUGCAAUAGAUUUCCAAAACCAUAUGUAUAUUCCCACCAGAUAAAAAGUGUUCAUUUUUUCAAAAACAAAAAAAAAACAGCAAGCGGAAUAGAAAAGCAAGUAAAGAAAUAAAAAUUGAUAGGCAACAAACACGAGAAAAGGAAAUAACCAAGUACCACAGUGAACGCAAAUUUGUAGACGGAAAAUAUGAACCACAGCCCCAGUAAUUAUUAAACCUCAAAUCUCAAGUUGAAAUGUAUUGGCAACAAUUGUGUAAUUUGUAUGUAUUAAUUAAUGUAAUUUAUAUUGUUAUUUUACGAUUCGAUUCAGCCACCCCAUACCAAGCUAAAAAAGAGUUUAAUUUUACACCCACAGCUUAUAUAAACAGACACGCAUAUAUUAAUUACGAGCAGCCCGUAUACCCCAUUAAAUGGUUGUAGAAGGCUCGUUAAAGUAGUAAAACCAUGUUGUUCUGGAUUAAACUGUUCUGGAAUAAACAAAAUAAUUAAAUGUAAAAUCUGCAAACGAAGGAAAUAUUACAAAACUCUAUAAAGAGCAAGCUAGAGGAAAAGUGUAUGAUGAAACAAAAAAUAUCUACUUAACAGUCAUAUUCUAAAAACGGGAAAAUGUACUUAAUCGCAUAUUAGUUUGGAGCUUAGCCCCCUUAAAAUCUGCUUUAUUUAUAUUUUACUGUUCAUUUUCCCUUUAACUGUGGGCACAUUUUAGCACUUAGCGAAGCAAGGCAUGUUUCUAAAUAGAUAUUUGAGUUUUAACUUUUACUGCAAACAAAAAACAUUUAUUUAUAUUACAGUCUGCUUAUUAAAUGCUAAAUACGAUGCUUAUUUGAGAACUACAAUACCAAUCAGCCUCGCACAUAUAUGCAUAAAUUCUUAUGCAUGUGUGUGUGACUCAAAUAUAUAUAUCUAUAUAUAUAUAAUUAAAUAUAUAUAUGUAGUAUAAGACUACAAAGUUUUACAUUAAUGACUACAUACAUUUAAACUCAAAAAUUGCAUGCAGUAAUCAAGCAAAUAAAAAGAAUACUUCAAACCAGCAACAGCAACAGCAACAAAAAGUAAAAAGAAAAAUUGAGAAAAUGAACAUGAAAAAAAAAUUAAACCUUAUUGUAAACAACAAAUUAACAAAUUAUUGUGUCUGAGAGGAGGCGAUGAAAAAGCACGAAGAAAAAACACAAGCCGAAAAUAAAAACAAAUAUAAUGCUUAAAAAAUAA
This is a messenger RNA of Drosophila subpulchrella, 1879 nucleotides long. RefSeq names its product protein tyrosine phosphatase type IVA 1 (gene PRL-1). Lineage: Eukaryota; Metazoa; Arthropoda; Insecta; Diptera; Drosophilidae. The transcript is spliced from 4 exons. The record is from RefSeq and is a predicted model, not a curated record. Gene Ontology annotation, cellular component: nucleus. The coding region runs from base 149 to 679 and encodes 176 amino acids. Gene Ontology annotation, biological process: protein dephosphorylation. Gene Ontology annotation, molecular function: protein tyrosine phosphatase activity.